This is a messenger RNA of Caretta caretta (loggerhead turtle), 7080 nucleotides long. It is a transcript of the gene ACSL3, whose product is annotated as acyl-CoA synthetase long chain family member 3. Gene Ontology annotation, biological process: long-chain fatty-acyl-CoA metabolic process; neuron differentiation; long-chain fatty acid metabolic process. The record is from RefSeq and is a predicted model, not a curated record. NCBI's taxonomy places the organism in Eukaryota, Metazoa, Chordata, Testudines, Cheloniidae. Gene Ontology annotation, molecular function: long-chain fatty acid-CoA ligase activity. Gene Ontology annotation, cellular component: plasma membrane; lipid droplet; endoplasmic reticulum.
GGGAGGCGGGGCCUAAGCCGGGCCUGUAUUGGCUCCACGGUGCCGGGACAUGGGGCUGCGGCUGGGUGGGUAGUGCAGGGAGCCGCUUGGCAUUGUGGGCACGGAGCCUAGGCUGGACCCCAGCGUCGCGGCCUGGACACCGGAUCCGGCAAGGCGCGGAGAAAAACUACCUGAAUACUUCUUCUCUAGUUCUUGUGGAGGGGUGAAAAGUGUCCUCUUGGCUACCCGACUCAAUGGGAAGGAAGAAUUUUUUAAUUCCACCCAGCCAGACCACUAGAUUUCACCACACUUGCCUGUGACAGCUCCUGUGGGAUAAGCUGGGACUGAAGCAUCUGGCAGUGGCUUUCACGUCUUUACCUGCCACGAUGAAAAGUUGCAUGAGGUCUUCGCUGAUCUACAUGUAAUCAACAAAUUUGUCAAACUCCCGUGUGAUCUACAACCUUCACAAGCAGACAAAAUGAAGCUAACGCAUACUAUCAAUCCUGUUUUUCUGCAGUUAAUAAACUUCAUAAUAUUGGUGUACACGUUUAUAACAUACGUUCCAUGGUACAUACUAUCUGGCUCAAGACAGACCUUAGCAAAAUCAAAACAAAUUAAAGCUAAACCUGUGACAAACAAACCUGGUAGUUCAUACAGGUCUGUUAACAGUUUGCAUUGCUUAGCUUCCGUUUUAUAUCCUGGAUGUGACACACUCGACAAAGCUUUCAAGUAUGCUAAAACUAAAUUUAAGGACAAAAAACUCUUAGGAACACGUGAAGUCUUGAAAGAGGAAGAUGAAAUCCAGCCCUCUGGAAGAGUUUUUAAAAAGGUCAUCCUUGGAAAAUACACUUGGCUCUCAUAUGAUGAAGUCUACAUUAAAGCUACUAAUUUUGGAAAUGGCUUAGCAAUAUUGGGGCAGCAACCGAAGACUAACAUUGCCAUCUUCUGUGAGACUAGAGCAGAGUGGAUGAUCGUUGCACAGGCCUGCUUUAUGUGCAAUUACCAACUUGUUACACUGUAUGCUACUUUAGGAGGCCCAGCAAUAGUACAUGGAUUAAAUGAAAGUGAGGUGACAACCAUCAUUACUAGUAAAGAACUGAUGCAAACAAAAUUGAAGGAAAUUGUUUCUCAGGUUCCACUAUUGCGACAUAUUAUUACUGUGGAUGGCAAACCAACAACAUGGUCAGAAUUCCCCAAGGGUGUCAUUGUUCACACUAUGGCUUCCGUGCAAGCAAUGGGGGCCAAGGCAGAUAAUGUAAGCAAACAGCAGGCCAGGCCUGUACCCUCAGAUAUUGCAGUAAUCAUGUACACAAGUGGAUCUACAGGACUUCCAAAAGGAGUCAUGAUUUCUCAUAGCAACCUUAUUGCUGGUAUAACUGGGAUGGCUGAAAGAAUUCCUCAUUUGGGGGAAAAAGACAUUUAUAUUGGAUAUUUGCCUCUUGCUCAUGUUCUGGAAUUAAGUGCUGAACUUGUUUGUCUGUCUCAUGGAUGCCGUAUUGGUUACUCCUCACCCCAGACAUUAGCUGAUCAGUCCUCUAAAAUAAAGAAAGGAAGCAAAGGAGAUGUUACUAUGCUUAGACCUACCCUAAUGGCAUCUGUACCGGAAAUCAUGGAUCGGAUCUACAAAAAUGUCAUGAAUAAAGUGAACGAAAUGACCAGUUUCCAAAGGAAUCUGUUUAUAUUGGCCUACAAUUACAAAAUGGAGCAGAUUUCAAAUGGCUACACUACGCCACUUUGUGACAGCCUUAUUUUCCGGAAAGUACGACUGCUGCUAGGUGGUAAAAUUCGCGUCCUACUAUGUGGAGGAGCUCCACUUUCUGCUGCAACUCAGAGAUUUAUGAACAUCUGUUUCUGUUGCCCUGUGGGACAGGGAUAUGGACUAACUGAGUCAGCCGGGGCUGGAACAAUCACUGAAGUUUGGGACUACACUACAGGGAGAGUAGGAGCACCUUUGGUUUGCUGUGAAAUCAAAUUAAUGAACUGGGAAAAAGGUGGAUAUUAUAAUACUGAUAAACCGUAUCCUAGAGGUGAGAUUCUUAUUGGAGGCCAAAAUGUGACCAUGGGCUACUACAAAAACGAAGAACGAACCAAAAAAGAUUUCACUGUGGAUGAGACUGGACAGAGGUGGCUCCAUACUGGAGACAUUGGAGAGUUCCAUGCAGAUGGAUGUCUAAAAAUAAUUGAUCGUAAGAAAGACCUUGUAAAACUCCAGGCUGGAGAAUACGUCUCUCUUGGCAAAGUUGAGGCUGCUUUGAAGAAUCUUCCACUGGUAGAUAAUAUUUGUGCAUAUGCAAGCAGUUUCCAGUCUUAUGUCAUUGCAUUUGUUGUGCCAAAUCAAAAGGAACUUACAGAACUAGCUCGAAAGAAAGGAUUUAAAGGAACGUGGGAAGAGAUCUGCACCAGUGCUGAAAUGGAAAAAGAGGUACUGAAGGUAGUAACUGAAGCUGCUAGCUCAGCUCAUCUGGAGAAAUUUGAAAUACCAGUAAAAAUUCGUUUGAGCCCUGAUCCUUGGACCCCUGAGACUGGUCUGGUGACAGAUGCCUUCAAAUUAAAACGCAGAGAGCUUACAUCACACUACCAGAUGGACAUUGAUCGAAUGUAUGGAAAAACAAAAUAAUUCUUUUCCUGCGCUUCUUUGCUACAGUGAGCUCGGAUCAAAUAGGAAAUACUUGAAUCUCAUGUCUCAGUACUUGAGACCAACACACAAAAACACCAUUCCUCAUUUUCAACUUAAACUGAUAACAUCAACAUCUUUGACUGUCAGGAUUAGUAAAAUGUUAAGGCAGCAAACUUGUGUCUGUCUCCUUCUUUCCAGUAUUCUCUGCUAUCCUGUCAAUAAUUGGAUUUUCCUGAGUUCUUUUGGGAAACUGUGUGAUUUUUGAAGCCUCAAGUUUUUAAAUAUGAUUUAUAAAUCCUGUAUAAUGUUCGGUUUGCAACUUUUUAAAGUUUGGAUGUACAGGCGGAUAACUUGGCUAUGUAAGAAAUGGUUAUUCUGGGGGCCUUUUUUAUAUAAGUAUUUAAAUAUAAAAACUUAUUGAUGUUGUGAAAUUAUGUAAUCUGAAAAUGCUUAUAAAUCAAAUCACUGUUGGACGGAAGACCAGAUUAUUUUGUUGCUGUGCAAUUGUUCUUUGUAAAUUUAAGAAAGAAAAAGUCUGACAUUCUGACUUAUGAAAUACACCUGAAAUAUGUGCCUGAUGGUUGAUCCUUAAAUAUUUUAUUUUUUACCUGAAAAAGAAAGGUGGGCAUGGCACAGCACUGUAUAUAAGCAGACAGCCCUGGAGAAUAUGUUGUUUGAGGCUUUAUUAAUGCAAAAGAUGCUAUUUAACACACCAAAAGCUACAUCUGUGAAUAAUCUGUCUAAUAUUGAAAUUCACUUUUAAAAUAUCUUCAGGCCAUUUUGUACAGAAGUUAUAUUGUUUAAGAUUUGUGAGAACUUUUAAGUGUUAAGUAAAAUGAAUUCAGAAAGUUUGGCGGGACUUUAACAAAAUCAUCUCUUUUCUCAUCAGUCUUACGUACACAAUUCAGGUUUUCCGUUUUGUUGCUUGUAAAUCAUUGAUAACAGUCAUGUUCAAACCUAGCUGCAGCCCAAAUCUUUUGGAGGGAAAUUUCUUAAAGGCCCAAAAUGUCCCAUUAGGUACCAGUUGGAAGUGGGCACUUAACUGCCAUUUGUGCCUUUGAAAAAUCUUCCCCCUAAAUUAAUAAUUUAAUGUUUUUGUUUAUCAUCUUUUUUUCUUUGAAGGCAGAUGUCUGAAGUAUUGUACGUUAAGAGUCAUAUUUAUUUUACUUGGUUGGUUGUUUAAUUGUUGCACCCAAAUUCUUGAUUUAGUUGAUUAUAAAUAGUCCUGUGAAGCUUUCAUUUCCAGAGUUCUGGGUGCUAGCUAGGUCUAAAGUGAGAGCCUCUAGAUUGGUUUCAGAUAUGUAUUUUAUUAUUAGUUUUUUAAUAUAUUAAUUUAGAGAAAAUAUUCUGAUCAGGGUCACAUGAGAACAUGGAAAGGCAUACAUCAGUAAAUUUUGUGGUGGACCAGGUAUUAAAAGGGCUUUAAUUUGCUGAAAUUUCUUUCCUCAUAGGGGAUAUGAAAUUAUAAUGUAAAAAGUCAGGUCUUCAUGCUUGCUUGAUGCAAUAGUUUGAUAACAGAGCAUUGGCUGUACAAAAGACUUGCAGUACCUAAAACCAACCUUUUCUGCUGUUAACAUUGGUAAAGCUUUAAGUUGGGAGUUUUAGGAGAAGGUUUCACACAAACUCUGAUGAAAAAAUUAAUUCUGAAGUAUAUGAAAAUUGACACUCCUUGUUCAGUUGUAUAGGAGACCAAAGUCAGGUAGGUUCCCUGUGCUGGUGAAAGCUGAACGUAUCAUACCUAGUUUCAGUCACUUAAAUAAUGGAAGAGUGAGCUGUAUUUUUAAUAGGUCUUACUGGAUUGCCAUGGAUUUGCACUGUUGUGCAAAUGGACUGGGAAUUGGUCCUGCUUCGAGCAGGGGGUUGGACUAGAUGACCUUCUGGGGUCCCUUCCAACCCUUAUAUUCUGUGAUUCUAUGUUGGUGCUGGAGAACUCUCUGGACCUUUUGGUGAGGUUUGGUGUAUUUAGUCAAAUGGAAUUGUCAGAAUUAAAAGGGGUUCAAAAUCACAUUUGUAUGAGUAAUGAGGCCGUUGUAAUCCAGGCUAUACAUGAUCUGAAUCUUAAAGAAGUUAUAAACACAUGAUAGAUAUAUACAGAUAAGACUAAAUGUAGGUUGCAUCCGAUGAAGUGAGCUGUAGCUCACGAAAGCUUAUGCUCAAAUAAAUUGGUUAGUCUCUAAGGUGCCACAAGUACUCCUUUUCUUUUUGCGAAUACAGACUAACACGGCUGUUACUCUGAAACCUAAAUGUAGGAAAGUAAGUGAUUGAAGAAUGGGAGCACAUGAACUGUCAAGUUCAAAGGAAAAGUGUCGUCAUGUUUUAGUUAUAGAAAAAUGUUUAAUAAAAUAUAGAUUUGCACUCUGUCAAAUGGCAUCAAGAAGCAAUAAGGUUCAUAAAUAGAGCCUGCAUUUGAAGCAAUGAUAUACUUUGCUUAAAGUUGCAAGUAGCUUUUUUGUGAUCCUAGAAAAACAAAAAUAAUCCAAAAAAUGGCUAACGUAAUAUGGCCAGCAUCUUAAGACCACUUGUACUCUGUAGUGUAUUAAUAAAAUUCUAAAUUUGAUUAACCCAGAAGAAGAAUUCUGAAAGAAAUAGUAUUUUAAAGUAUGCUAAGUUCUUAAAUGCACUUUGGAUAAAUCACAGAAAUUAACAGAUGUUUUAACAUUAGUUUGGAAACAAGUCUUCACUUUCCUUCCAGCUCUGCCAGAAGGUUGAACUGUAAUCUAACUCUGCAUCUGUUUUUCAAUCCAGUUUUCUUUUCUGAUGUACUUUUAAGUUGAUGUAGACAAAUAGUUCCAGUUUCUGUUGAGAUCAGAUUGGUUUUGUAAAAGAUAAAGCUUUUGUUUCCUCUAAGUGAAAAUAAACCGGUAGAACAAUUUUAAAGAGAAAAGGGCCUUUGAAUUUUUGGGUGGGCCUAAAAAAUAUUUUUUGGUAAGUAUUAUUAUCCUGUCUCAAAGAUGGGGGAACAAAUGGCCUGAUCCUCUGAGGUUCUGAAUAUCUGCAACUCCUGUUGAAGUCACUUGUUGUGGGUACUCAGAUCUUCUCUGGAGCAGGCUCUAAGGCAGAAAAGUUACACUAAAUGACCAGGGCCACAAAAGAAGCCCGUGUCAUAACUGACAUUAAAAUGCACGUGUCCCUUGUGAUUGUAGUCCAUCGAGCAAUGAUAUCUCUUGCGUGCUUGAGCUGCCACCAUCCUUUCAUCUUGUGAUCAUGGGCCAUGCUAGCUGCUUAGCAGAGGAACAAUUCAAUUAGGAGGCGGUUCAUGGGAACCCUAAUGGUAGCAGUCAACAUGAUGCCAGACUCCAAUUAUGAACUGGUCUGGGGGGCUUUUUUCUCAGCCCUCAAAAGUGAAAGAAAUCUAGCAACCUGAUGGAAUAGAUUUAGCCUCCACAUUUUCAAGGUUCUCAUAAUAAGAACAUGGGGUGGGAACUGCCGCUGAGAGUCUAUUCUGGCCCUAAAAGUUGGCCUUUGAAAAGAAGCAUCUUGACAAGAAGCAAUUUAAAAUUCCUAAAAUUCUGAAUCUGUGGGAUAGUAGUGAUCAUUAGCUACUUAUCCCCAUGUGGAAAUGUGCAUAGCUAUGAAUUUUGAAUUGCAGUAUAAAAGAGGACUAACUGACCUAGUAAGAACCAGGACUGAAGAUGAAUAGUUGGCACACAUCUUCUGGUGUUGGUUUUUGAAAUGUUUCAAGACUUUAGACUGACACUUCAAUCUAGAUGUCACAAGUGUUCUUUACAGGGAAUAAACAAAGCUUGUUUGGAUGUGGUUAGGAAAUUAAAAAUUAGAGGUCAGAAAAGACCUGGCAAGUUUACUGAUGCUGUUACUAUUGCAGUUUACAGAAAAAUUGACUGUACCUCAAGGGGAAGCUGUGUCUUCUCAGCAGUAAAACAUUUUGCUGAAGUUGAAGUUCAAAGCGGUGUGCAAUUGAAACUAAAAAUAUAGCACAUAGAUAUGUGCUAACAAGUUUAUAAAUAGGAUGAAGAGAAAUGUACGGAAUUGAAACCCUACAUAAAAACAUUCUGCAAAGCUUGUAAAUUUAGGCAGAAACUGCCACAGGGGAUAAGAGUCCAUGGAAGUAAACUUUUAUAUGUAUGCUGCUGAAAUUGGCAAGCUUUUCUUCUGUAUUAGAACUCCACUUAGACCUUGUGUUGCAGCAUUUUUUUUUUUUUAAUAAAUGUGGUGUAUUCAUUCGUUUGAGCUUGUAAGACAAUUGUAUACAUCUGUGUCUUCCAUACUGGUUAAGAGGAGGGGUCUCCUUUUAAGUUUGAACACAUUAGACCAGUCUGAAAAUGUAAUUGAAUGACCAGUUGUAUAAUACUAUAAUUGGUUAUUUAAUGCAAACUCAUUUUCAAUGUAAUCUUGGUUUGGUUGUUAAUGUGAACUGCCUGAAAAAGUGUAUAUCAUAACUGAUUUAUAUUGUAUGAAUUAUUUAUUUGUAAUUGGACAUUAAGUUUAAAAAAUAAAGGAAGAUAAAAUUGAGUUUCACAAAUUAA